AUGAUGCUGCCGCUGGCCUCAUCCCCCGAACUUGGGCUCGACAAGGGCAAAACUUGCCUUGGUGUCACCGCCGCACCCUGCACGAUGAUGCAAAAGAUUCAGACACACCUAGUCAGGGUGUACCGGCUGAUAGACAUCUCAUCGAAGCUGAGCUUUGUCAAUCUCAUCGUGGACCGAGGGCCAUCAUUCCAAUUCAAGUCCUCGUGGGAAGAGAAGGACUCGCCAAAGCAUCAACUACACAAGGCUCUAAAACAGGUCCCAGCAUGGAGCUCUGUCAGCCUGACUGGUGUUAUCAGCGAUAUGAAGAGAGUCGAAAGGGAAUUCGGCCACGAAUUCCCCGAGAAUAUCGGCCAUUACGAGCUGACUCUGCAACAUGUUCACCUACUUAGCCCUUUUCCUCGGGACAUCAUCAUAUCCGAAGGCGCUCAAUUCCCACCACACGCUCGGCACCUACAGUUAAGAUUCGACGAGGCCCUCAAAACAAGGCUCGCGUUCCGCGAUUCCGUCACGGAAAUCGCCCAAAGAUACCUCACGAAACGAGGUUUCCUCCAGGUGGAGACUCCGAUCCUCUUCAAAUCUACACCGGAAGGUGCAAGAGAAUUUCUGGUCCCUACAAGACGACCUGGUUAUGCCUAUGCACUACCCCAAAGUCCACAACAGUACAAGCAGGUUCUCAUGGCGGCAGGUGUCAGAGAUAAACCAGACCUGAGGAUACCGAAUAAGAUCCAACAGAUCGAUCACAUACUGCCACAGAGCUUCACGUCCAUGAUCUCAGACCUUGAGAACCCUAUCGUCGAAGCUUGCGUGUUCCGCUUCGACGGCCCCUCCAAGGACUUCAUCAAAUCCGUUUGGGACAACCUCCCCAAGCCUCUGCGCCAGAAUCCUGACGGCCAGCCUGUUCCCCUCGUCAUCGAUUCCAGCAAGCCUCUCUCUGGCCUGUCCCCAUUAGGCCAUGAGGCAGCUUCGGCCGUUCUGGACGCCAGCAGCUCAGAUCUCCCCCACAUUUCCGGCCUCGAGCAAGGAGACGUACUUGUCAUCCAAGCCCGACCCAACAAGCCCUUCGAAGGCGGCUCCACCGCCCUCGGCGACCUUCGAAGGCACAUCUACGCCGAGGCAGUCGCGCAGGAGCUCCUCCCGCCAGACAAUUCCUUCAAGUUCCUCUGGGUGACAGGUUUCCCGCUCUUCACGCCCAACACCGACUCGUCGGACCCGGCAGAAGGCCAGCACGGCGCCAGCGGCUUCUCAGCCACGCACCACCCCUUCACGGCGCCGCUGAACCCCGAGGACUUUGACCUUCUGGCAACUGACCCGCUGAAGGUCAAGGCGGAUCACUACGACCUCGUCGUCAACGGGGUGGAGCUCGGCGGUGGCUCGCGCCGUAUCCACAUCGCCGCGCUGCAGGAGUACAUCUUCCGGGACGUCCUCAAGAUGAGCGACGAGGGCAUCAGCCACUUUAGCCACCUGCUGGAGGCGCUGAGGGCGGGGUGCCCGCCGCACGCCGGCUUCGCGUUCGGAUGGGACAGGUUCAUCGCCACGCUGAGCUUUACGGGGAGCGUGAGGGAUGUGAUCGCCUUCCCUAAGAGCAAGAAGGGGGAUGAGCCUGUUGCGAGGGCGCCUGGUAAGGUCACGGAGGAAGAGUGGAGGACAUACCAUCUCAAGUUUGAAAAGGAGGACUGA
Messenger RNA from Diaporthe citri, 1677 nucleotides. RefSeq lists its product as uncharacterized. NCBI's taxonomy places the organism in Eukaryota, Fungi, Ascomycota, Sordariomycetes, Diaporthales, Diaporthaceae. The transcript is spliced from 4 exons. Gene Ontology annotation, cellular component: mitochondrion. Gene Ontology annotation, biological process: aspartyl-tRNA aminoacylation. Gene Ontology annotation, molecular function: aspartate-tRNA ligase activity; ATP binding. Bases 1 to 1677 code for a protein of 558 amino acids. The record is from RefSeq and is a predicted model, not a curated record.